This is a messenger RNA of Danio aesculapii, 3681 nucleotides long. RefSeq lists its product as uncharacterized. NCBI's taxonomy places the organism in Eukaryota, Metazoa, Chordata, Actinopteri, Cypriniformes, Danionidae. The record is from RefSeq and is a predicted model, not a curated record. Bases 375 to 2051 code for a protein of 558 amino acids. The transcript has 5 exons.
CGUGUUUUCCGGCUCGUUCUUUCACUGGGGAACUGCUGUGUGAGCUGGAGCUGUUUCGUUGCGUCUGUAUUUAAAGCACACAAUUUCCCCGAAUUCUGUGCAGGACAUCCUUUCUUAAGGAUUGGUUACAAGUUGGUGAAUCUCAGUUGCUGUGGGAAGAAGUAAGUCUGCUAAGUAUUAGUUUAUUAUUAUUUUAAAAAGUUGUUGCAGGCUGUUCAGCGAGGUUGAGUCUUUGUGACUCUUGCCUUUCCUUUAAUGUCUGCUAGAGAGAUUUGAGGUGGUUUGAGGCCUACUGGGAUCCCCUUCCCAGUUUGGUUAUGUAAUCUUCAAACAUUUGUAGUGUAUAAUUAUGUGUGAAUUGAUCAUACGAUAAGAUGUUACAGUUUUCUUCUUUCUUUUACAGUGAAAAAACUUUGGCUUUGCUGAGAUGUUGGAUCACAAAUAGUUCUAGGAUGGACAUGACAGAAAUGGUUAUUGAAGUGAAUGGGCUCCCAGACAACUACCGAGAAGAUGCUAUGAUUGACAAAUUAACUAUACAUUUUCUGAGGCGCUGUAACAAAGGAGGAGAUGUUUUAACAGUGAUUUAUCCCACUUCCAACAAGGGCCAGGCUUAUGUAGUCUUUGAAUCAGAAGAGGUUUCUGGAGUCUUGGAACACACACAUGUUUUGCAAGUGGAGAGUCAGUUUUACCCACUGGUUGUUAAGCAGGUGGACCAGCCUCUGCUGGACAUGCCGGCCGAAACAUUUCUCGAUAUGAACCUGUUCUCCAGCCACAAGAAGAUUGGAGAACUUCUUUAUAACCAUGGCUUUCGGGUGACACCAAACAGAUCAGGGCAGCUGCAUUUACAGGGUUCCUUUCUCAAGCUACAACUCAUCUAUCCAAAACUGAUGCAGAUUCUUGCAGAAGAAACCCACUCUCAAAGGACACCUCAUUACACUAAUGGCUACUCAGACUCUGCCUCCAGAGCUGGCUCAAGUGACUAUGAAUAUAAAUCCAGAUACAAUGUCUCAUCAAGAAACAGUCCCAAUAAUGGCAGCUCAGUGUAUGCUAUGUCCAGAGGCACAUCUUCAGGAGUGAAGUCCCCAAACAAGAUGGCAUUUUUGCAGACUUCCUCAGUUCACAAUGGAAGCUCCAGCACAGAUAGUUCUUUAAACAGUCCCUCCAGGAACUAUAAAGAUUCACCCAUAAGCGUUCAGCGCUUGUCUCCCAGGAAAACAGAGGAUUCCUUCCAUGCAGAUCCAGAUGUGAUGGAAUACAUAAUGCAUUUCAAGGAAGAUUCUGUCGAAAAAAUACAGUCAAAUUACCACACUCGUAUUAGUUAUGAUUCAGUUGUUGAUUCAGAGGUUGUUAUGGUUAAACUCUCUAGAGGAGACUGUGAGGAAGCAGCAAAAGAAUUGCGUGAAUUGAUAGAAAACUUCAGGUCUUCUCUAUGCACACAAGAAAUAGAUCUGAAUGAACUGGAUGACAGUCAUAAAAAAGAGAUUAUCCAGAAAGCAAAUUUAGUCCAAAAGAUCUACCAAGUUUUAAUUAGGCAGAAAGGUAGCAUUAUUAAAGUGGUAGGGUCAUCGCAAAACAGUUAUGAAGCAAAGCAAAGGCUUCUUAGAGAGAAGGUUGAAAUUGGACCAGCAAAACCAAUGGAGAAGAACUUUUUGCGACGCAGCAGUUCUUUGACAAGAAAAAACACAAGGCAGAGAAUGGAGAAUCUUGAACUUGAACGUCCUGUUGCUGUGAACGCUACUACUGUGAGUAGCUCUUCUUCCUCACGUUUUCAAAAGGACUCUGAGUUGCAGCUAGAAGUACCACAGGAAAGAGGUCGAACACCUAAAUCCACGACACAACGCGGACGCUCACAGAGCGCCACUCGAUCAAAACACAAAUCUCAAGGUAAUCAAGUAAACCGAGAGCCGUCAAAUUAUGAUCAGCAGGAUUCAAAACCAUCUAAUGAAGCCAAGAAAUCUAACCCAAUACCUAAACUCUUAGCUGCUCUUCGACCUGAAACAAAUACAAAAAAUCAUCUAAAAAUUUUCAAAAACACUAAAUAUAAUAAAUAAGACGUACAUUGAUGACGACUUCAUUUUACAGGCAAUAUUUAUUUGUUGUCUUAAUUUGUAAUGUUGCUGUGGCAAAGUUACAAAGCUCAAAUAUCAACUCCAAAGUGAGGUAUUCCUUUUAAAAGAAAACCGUUUUGUGGCUUGUUUGGACGCCAAUGCUUAUUUUUUUUGGAUUUGUGAAUUCCAAAAGCCCUUCAUUUGAUAAUUUUAGCUAACCAAACACACAAAAGAGGAAGGACUUGGUUAAUCUAACAGUCUUUUAGGUUUUAGACAUGUGUUGGUAUCAUGUUUAAUUGCUUUUUUCACACUGGAUUCAGAAGCAGAUUGGUAGCAAUGCAAAAAUGUACAUAUACCAAACAAAAACAGCAUGUGUAACAUCUGUCACACACAGUUGCUCUGCAGCUUGUGUAAUAGUCAGUCUGUUCUAUCACCUUUUCAUUACGUUUUGAAUACUCUGUUUUGAUGCAGUCUUGUUUCCCUUCCAAUGACCAACACAUAGACCUAUAUACUGUAGAACAGGCAUGUCCAAACUCGGUCCUGGAGGGCCGGUGUCCUGCAAAGUUUAGUCCCAACCCCAAUCAGACACACCUGAGCUAGCUAAUCAAGCUCUUACUAGACUUUCUAGAAACAUCCUUGCAGGUGUGUUGAGGCAAGUUGGAGCUAAAAUCUGCAGGACACCGGCCCUCCAGAACCGAGUUUGGACACCCCUGCUGUAGAAAGAUCUCUGUGAUCUCCAUGAUUAAUUUUACAUGAUCAUAAUAAUCUUAAAGUUAAGGUAUACAGUUGAAGUCAGAAUUAUUAGUCCCCCUGAAUUAUUAACCCCCCUGUUUAUUUUUUCCCCCCAAUUUCUGUUUAAUGGAGAGAUUUUUUUCAACACAUUUCUAAACAUAAUAGUUUUAAUAACUAAUUUCUAAUAACUGAUUUAUUUUAUCUUUGCCAUGAUGACAGUAAAUAAUUUCUAUACAGCUUAAAGUAACAUUUAAAGGCUUAACUCGGUUAACUAGGUUAACUAGGCAGGUUAGGGUAAUUAGGCAAGUUAUUAAGCUUAAAUUGGUUUAAAGGGGCUAAUAAUUGUUUAAAAACAUUUUUUUUAUGUUUUUAAAAAUUAAAACUGCUUUUAUUCUAGCUGAAAUAAGACUUUCUCCAGAAUAAAAAAUAUUAUUAGACAUGUUGUGAAAAUUUCCUUGCUUUGUUAAACAUCAUUUGGGAAAUAUUUAAAAAAGGGGAAAAAAACAAAGGGGGCCUAAUAAUUCUGACUUCAACUGUACCUCUAGUUUCAAUCAUUCAGACAUGCCAUUUAGGUUAAGCCAAAAACCAUAAUUAGCACACUAAGCCAGCUAACCAAACAGAGCACAUUUAGUUUUUUGGAAAGUGGGCAUUCAUAAAAACUGGAACUAAAUGUAUUUGAGUAUUUGAGGCACACUGACAGGAGAGGUACUACAAUAUUGUUGAAAAAUAAUGCAUUUUUGAAACAGCCAACCAUUGAAAUCCAUUCCAGUGCACCCCAAAAACAAAAUCAAAACUUUUUAAAAAUACUUAAAAGGAUACUUAACCCAAAAAUGAAGGUUUUGUCUUCAUUUACUCACUUCUUUUUUUUUCUUGAACACAAAAGAAUAAUAAUUUUGGAAAG